AUGACGCAAUAUUUACCCCAAAAUUUAUUGGCGCUGUUUGCGCCAAGAGACCCAAUCCCAUAUCUUCCACCAAUUGAAAAAUUAACAUGGGAGAAAAGGACAGAUGGUUACUCGGGUUUGGGCAAUUUAAUACAAAAAUUUGAGGAUCCGAAAGACACCCCACCUCCAACAAUAAUAGAAACUCGUAAGGACAGAUUGGACCGCAUGCGUAAGGAAAAGGCGGAACAAAUCCAGUACAAAUUAGAACAAGACAUUGCUCUAUGGGACCCUCACAAUAAUGAAUCUGCAACUGGAGACCCUUGCAAGACACUCUUUGUUUCCCGCAUUAAUUAUGAUACAACGGAGUCUAAGCUAAGAAGAAAUUUUGAAAUCUAUGGACCCAUUAAGAAGAUUGUUAUGGUUUACAACAUUAAGACAGGAAAGCCUCGGGGAUACGCAUUUAUCGAAUAUGAACACGAGCGAGGCAUGCACUCGGCUCGCAAACAUGCUGAUGGAAAGAAGAUUGACAAUCGUCGAGUUUUGGUCGACGUAGAGCGUGCUCGCACAACCAAGGGCUGGUUGUCUCGAAGAUUAGGUGGAGGUCUGGGAAGCACGCGUCGUGGCAGACCAGAUGUAAAUGAAAACCCUGGUCGUGAAGAUUAUCUUAGACGUGUUGGUAGUGCAAGGGAUGCAGAUCGUAUGACGAGUAAUAAUCGAGAACGAGUUGAUAGGGAUCGUGACCCUGAAAGUAGGCACACCCACAGUCGAGAACGAGAACCAAGGGAUAGACGCAGGAGGUCACGCAGCAGAGAUCGGAAGCGUCAAAGAUCUCGUUCUCGUGAACGUGAUGCAACAGAACCAGAGGAAGGUGAUAAUGGAGAGAAGAGACAUCGUAGAUCACGCUCCUGUGACCGCAAUAGACGAUCAAAGUCACGUGAGGGGAAACAUGGCAGGGAACGGGACCGAGAAAGACGUGAGCGUAUUCCAAGGGAAGAAGAAGAAGAGAAUAUUAUCAAAAUCAAGAAGGAGCCAAAGGAUGACUAUCCUGAUUAUGAAGGCUCAUAUCAUAAUAACUUCCCCAUGAAGGAUGAGGACAAUGGUAUUAAAUAUGAGGAGAAAGAGGCAAAUAAUGAAAUUAAUGAUUAA
Messenger RNA from Procambarus clarkii (red swamp crayfish), 1125 nucleotides. Lineage: Eukaryota; Metazoa; Arthropoda; Malacostraca; Decapoda; Cambaridae. The record is from RefSeq and is a predicted model, not a curated record.